Molecule: messenger RNA, 1840 nt
Organism: Erinaceus europaeus (western European hedgehog)
Lineage: Eukaryota; Metazoa; Chordata; Mammalia; Eulipotyphla; Erinaceidae
Gene: ZPR1
Product: ZPR1 zinc finger
Exons: 14
Coding region: 46-1425 (459 amino acids)
Cellular component (GO): cytoplasm; nucleus
Molecular function (GO): zinc ion binding
Source: RefSeq, a predicted model, not a curated record
AGGGGCGGAAGCCGGAAGCUGAGCUUUGAGCUGCGCGUGGUGGCGAUGGCGGCCGCUGGGGCCAUGGAGCCGGCGCCCUCGGGGGCGGUUGCUACCCCCUCGCCAGCCUCGGCCCCGGCUCCCGCCACCAGCACCUUAUUUCGGCCCAUCAGCGCUGAGGAUGAAGAACAGCAGCCGACCGAGAUCGAGUCGCUGUGCAUGAACUGUUACCGCAACGGCAUGACGCGCCUCCUGCUCACCAAGAUCCCAUUCUUCAGAGAAAUAAUCGUGAGCUCCUUUUCCUGCGAGCACUGUGGCUGGAGCAACACGGACAUCCAGUCGGCAGGCAGGAUCCAGGAGCAGGGCGUGCGCUACACUUUGACGGUCAAGGCCCAGCAGGACAUGAACAGAGAAGUCGUGAAGACUGACUCUGCCACCACAAGGAUUCCAGAGUUGGAUUUUGAAAUCCCUGCCUUCAGCCAGAAAGGAGCUCUGACAACUGUGGAAGGAUUGAUCAGCCGUGCUGUCUCUGGCCUGGAGCAGGAUCAGCCCAUACGAAGGGUAAAGGAAGAAGCCAUGGCUGGGAGAAUUGAUGAAUUCAUUGUCAAACUGAAAGAGCUCAAGCAAGUGUCCUCUCCUUUCACUCUGAUCAUUGAUGAUCCCUCUGGGAACAGCUUUGUGGAAAACCCCUACGCUCCCCAGAAAGAUGAUGCCCUGGUGAUCACCCACUAUAACCGGACUCUACAGCAGGAAGAGAUGCUGGGACUCCAGACAGAGGCACCAGGAGAGAAAGCCGAUGAGGAAGAUCUCCGAAAUGAAGUGCUACAGUUCAACACAAACUGCCCAGAAUGCAAUGCUCCAGCUCAGACCAACAUGAAGCUAGUUCAAAUCCCCCACUUCAAGGAGGUUAUCAUCAUGGCUACCAACUGUGAGAACUGUGGCCAUCGGACCAAUGAGGUGAAAUCAGGAGGAGCAGUAGAGCUCUUGGGCACCAGGAUCACCUUUCACAUCACAGAUCCCUCAGAUAUGACCAGAGAUCUCCUCAAGUCGGAGACAUGUAGUAUAGAAAUCCCAGAGCUGGAAUUCGAGCUGGGAAUGGCUGUCCUUGGAGGCAAGUUCACCACACUGGAGGGGCUGCUGAAAGACAUCCGGGAUUUGGUGACUAAGAACCCUUUCACACUGGGUGACAGUUUCAGUCCUGACCAGGCACAGAAACUACAAGAGUUUAGCCAGAAGUUGGACCAGAUCCUCGAGGGCAGUAUGAAGGUUCACUUUAUUAUGGACGAUCCAGCAGGAAACAGCUACCUGCAGAAUGUAUAUGCACCUGAAGAUGAUCCUGAAAUGAAGGUGGAGCAUUAUAAGCGAACGUUUGACCAAAACGAGGAGCUGGGACUCAAUGACAUGAAGACGGAAGGUUAUGAGACUGGCCUGUCCCCACAGCAGUAGCAACAGGCAGUUCCCAGGCCAGCUCCCUGCGCUGCUCAGAUUGCAUUGUCACUGGAAAAGGGAGUGUCCUCCCCACCAGGCCUUGGACAUGUGGGAAGAACAUUCCUGGUCUGUGUCAGGUCUAGGCACAUUUUCUCAACAAUCCAUCAUGAGGCCGCCAGUCUGUUGAGCUCUCCCUCACCUUAGUUUGGAGAUUUUGAUUCAGCCCACGAAGAAACUUACCUUCCCUCUAUACAAUGCUCUCUCCACUAGGGUUGGGACUCUGAAGUCGGAAAGGUGGACUAUAUAGUCUGGGAGUUGGCUGUGGUUAUAUGAAAUACUGAUUUAGAAGAGCAACAGUCUCCUGAAGAGAGAGAGGGGAGGGUGUCCACUAUAGGUGAAGAUGUUCUCAUUAAAGUAAUGGCCUUUAGACCUA